CACGGCGGAACGAAGCUCGAGUGACAGCUCACAUCCAGCUUGACCUCAUCACCGCUCACUGCAGGUUUGGGCUCAAACACCAAUCAGCCAGUAGAGAAGACCAUGGAAGAAAAUUAUCAUAUGACCAAGACUGCCAGCAGCGAGCCGUGAGCCGGCCGGACAGAGCAGCUGGCAACGAGUCGGUCUCACAAGAUGCCGGCCGUGGCACCACAUGUCGAUCUGGUGGCCUCCAACACGCAUGGCCAGGGUAUAACCGAGUCCGUCUCGAGGUCCCCUUCGAUAUACAAGGCCGCUCAGUGGACUGCCGAUGGGACAACCGUCAUCGCAUCCACAUAUGAUCACCAACUCUGCAGCUUCGUCGUCCCCUCGGACCUGCUUGAGCCAAGGGACCACCCUCUUGUCCUUCGCCCUCAGAAGACCCUCAGUCUCCCAGAGACGACCAAUGUCUUCGCACCGGCUCCUUACUUCGCCCUGGAGGCCCCCGAGACUCACCACGUGCUCGUCGCCUGCCGUGACCACCCGAUCCAGAUAUUCCGGGCUCUCCCAACCACGCCAACCCCCAGUGAUGACCACCAUGAACCCCAUCACCCCGGGCUGGACGAGACCAGCUCCCUGUUCUCGUACCGCCUGAUCUCGCCCCAGACAGAGGCCUACCUCCCCGUGCACUCGCUCUCCUGGCCGACCCCAAACUCCGCCACCAGCCCGUCCUUCUUCGUCGGGAGCAACAACCUCAUCGCCCAGUUCAACCUCCACCGCAUAGGCGGCGGCCCGCAGCACGUCGUCCACACCAUCCCCUCCAGGCGCCACAUAUCCAAGGGCAACGGCGUCGGCAUGCGGGGCACCGUGUCCGCCCUGUCCAUGCAGAACGACGAGAACUACGUCCCGACCGGCUUGCUCGCCGCCGGCACCUGGACCCGGUGGGUGGGCCUGUACGACUUUGCCCGAGGCGGUGAGCGCGUCGCCACCUGGAGCGUCGCCGAGGCGGCCGCGUCCGCGGCUGUCCAGGAACCCCCCUGGGGUUCGCCCCAACGUGCCACGGCCCCGGCCCCGGCCCCGGCCCCGGCCCCCAGCGGAGGCAUAGGCGGCGCCGGCAUCAUGCAGACGGCAUGGUCGCCCGACGGGCGGUACCUCCUCGUGAACGAGCGGCAGUCCACGGGCGUCCUGAUCUACGACGUCCGCGUGACGAACAAGGUCCUCGGCUUCCUGGCCGGCCGCGACGCCCUGACGCACCAGAGGCUGGACCUCACCGUGUACCCCGACUCGGAGGGCAUGGGCGGCUUCGAGGUCUGGGCGGGUACCACCGACGGGACGGUCAAGGUGUGGCAGGGCGUCGGCAACGAGGAGGGCUGCAUCUGGCCUUCCUGGGACUUCUCGACUGUGGGCGAGCCCGACGUUGAGGAUAGGCUGCCGCGCUCCCCGGUCGGCAGCGUCGCUCUCCACAAGUACGGGUCUGUUGUUGCAACAUGCACGGGCGGCUGGAGGGUGACCGGAGAGAAAGACAACGGUGAUGUGGAUGAUAAUCAAGUGUCCUCUGAUGACUCUGAUUCCUCAUCCUCAAGUGCCAGUUCGUCCGAGGACGAGUCGGAUGCAUCGUCGUCGUCCAGUUCAUCAUCCACUAUGCAUCGGCCUAUUGGACGAUAUCCUGCCAAUCGCACGUUUGACGAAUCCUAUCUGAAGAUCUGGAGCAUACGCACAAACUCGCAUGAUGAGGCUAGCCCCAAGGAAAUGGCCACUCCGGGGCUGGAGAGUGCUCAAACGGAUGUCUACAUGGGCGUGCCUUAUCGAGACGCAUCACGUAUGGACUCAUAUUCUAUGGAUGCGGAACCGGCAGGUUGAGUCCUUGAUAGUAAUGACACUUUUUCUUUUAAAAAAAAACAAGUGACUGGAGCUCCUCUCUUUGAAUUGAUAGAAACAAGUCUUCUUUGUGAUCGGCCUCGAAUUUGUUUCGAUCAUGAAAUUGCGACUAUGAGUGUGUGUAUUGGUUGGUUCCAGAGCAAAUAAGCUCCUCAGCAGGCGUUCUGACUACCUGGAAAAUGCGAGAGGAAUUGCGAUUCACGUACCUGCUAUCCAUCGCCGCCGCUCCUCCGGUGGCGCUCCAGUUCAAGGUUUAUUCCAAAUCUCGUCCACAACUCGACUGACGCGCUCCAUUACCCGCGUCCCAACCACCGGUCCAAAGAGGCGCAUCCUGUCAUUCCGAGUCAUCGUGACGAAGGCGGCCAGCCCGUGCUGCUCUCCCGCCGUGGCCGUAUCCGCCUUGGGCACUUUGAGCUGCCCAGCCACCAUCUGCGCCGCGUAGGCAUUGAAGCCCGCCCUUCGCAGCCACAGCUCCCAGAGCGUCUCGUCUUCCAUCAGGCAUGCCUGGAGACUGGGGUCGGACUGGCCAUAUCGACACACAAGAGACGCCACCCACCGUGACAGUGUGUCGUCACCGCCGCCGAUAUAGUACACGAGAGCCUUGCACCACAGCCCGCUCGCAAAACCCUGGAAACUUGUGAGCGCGGCCGCAUCCGAGGAUGACAUCUCCCCGAAGGUAUCGUCAGGGCCGCCCUCGCCCCCGACGAGGAUGAUCAGCCGGCCGUACCGCGGGGCAAUCUUCUCGACCCUCUCUUGGACGCUGUUUUUGGAUGCGUGCGGCCGCGGCUUCUGGCGGACUUUGAUCAUGGACGUGGUGAUGAUCCCGGUUGAUGGUGAAAGAGUAAGAUCCGCAUCAAAAGCGAGAGGCGGAACUACUUCCGUGCGGGAAACGGAGCCUGGACUCCAAACGGAAGUGUUGUGUUUGUUGUAGUCGCGCUCCAUCAGAGUGAGGCCUGGGAGUAGGCCCUCAAGGCCUUUGAUCAGGUGCCGAGGGGCGGUCAGAGAAAUAAUGAUCGUCAACGGAGCGGAUGGGGUCUUGAUAGAUGGGUAUUGCGCCCGAGCAGGCGACUUUGAGCACGAAUCAGAGUCCCCUCCUGUUGAUUUUCCGUUUUCGCCCGAUUCCUGGGCCUUCUUUGGCUGAUUUCCAGGAACUUGAAGCGCCGAC
Diaporthe batatas is the source of this 3019-nucleotide messenger RNA. RefSeq lists its product as uncharacterized. Gene Ontology annotation, molecular function: protein binding. The record is from RefSeq and is a predicted model, not a curated record. Bases 193 to 1836 code for a protein of 547 amino acids. The transcript has 2 exons. Lineage: Eukaryota; Fungi; Ascomycota; Sordariomycetes; Diaporthales; Diaporthaceae.